UAAAUAGUGGAUAUGCAGCUAGGGAAAAAAGUCAUUUUUUAGGAUACUUUCUUAAUAUCCUUGACACAAAAAAAAAAAUCAAGGAGUCUGGAAGUUUAUACAGUUAUCCCAAAGGAAAGCUAAGGAUUAUGAACAAAAUGACUGGGAACAGAUCCAAGAUUCAAACAGGGGCAGAUGGUUGCUAUUGUGCUACAUUUGAAAUCAAAUGUCACAUCGAAUCAAAUCUGGGUGGAAAGCUCCAGAAAAUUAGCCCUGGACCAUGUAUUCAACAAACUGGAAGAAAGUCAAAAACCAAACCUCCACCAAUCAAAAAGCCAGCUCUCGAGAAACCCCAAGUACCUCCUAAACCAGCUCAUCUUAAAGCAGGAAUAUACGACAGGCCUGUGUACAGAAUCCCUCCAGCUCCUUGUCGGCCUUUGCCAUCAGUACCAAAAACUACAAGGCGUCCUGGAAUAAAGGAACGAAACAAAUCGGAGUUAUCGGAUGUUAGCAUUCUUAUUGAGAAGUUUGAAAGCAUAAGACAACCUGUGCAAUUUGUGCAACAGACUCGUUUAAAUAUUAAAAGUCUUAAGAUGGAACAAGGAUCAGGACAAUCAAAAUAUCCACAUUUGUGUGGUAAAAAUGUCAUGGAUAAUGCUGAAAAUGCCACCGCUGAACAUUCUCAUCCAGAUGAUAACGAACGUGCAAUUUCACAAAGUUCAGAGAUACCCAAUUCCGAUGCUCUUAAAUUCCAAGAACUGAGUAUAACGGAUUUUAAAAACUGUGGACAAAGACCCACUGUUAGUCUGAUUGACAAGACCAGUAGACUGAAUGGCAAUGACAUUGUAACUGUAGAUCACAACGAUAAUGGUAAAAUGCCAAACCGAGACAGUGGUAUUGAUAGUCCUUCGUGUAGCGUUGUUGGGGAGGUGUUCUCAAGCGAUGAGGGUGUGGAGCAUAAAAAAAUGACUGUCAGUGCAACUGAAGUGGGCAAUGAUAAUAAGCACAAUCAUUCAUCUGUCGAUCAAAAGAGAGACUCAACCCAAGAUGAGGACAGUGAUCUGGACGAAGGUAGCAGCGAAGAACAGGAAGCAAUAGAAGUGCCAACAACAGAGAGUAUUGAUUCCACAAAGUGUACAGAGCCACAAAAACUAUUUAAUAUUGCCAACGAACUUCUCCAUACCGAGGAAGCAUAUGUUAAGAGACUGCAUCUACUGGAUCAGGUUUUCUGCACAAAACUGGUAGGUGCUGGGAUUCCACAAGAUGUGACUACAGGAAUUUUUUCUAAUAUUUCUUCAAUCUAUUGUUUUCAUGGUCAGUUCCUUCUUCCACAACUCAAAGAUCGAAUAACACAAGAAUGGGAUACCAACCCAAGGAUAGGAGAUAUCCUGCAAAAGCUUGCGCCCUUUUUAAAGAUGUACGGGGAGUACGUAAAAAACUUUGAUAAAGCAAUGGAUAUGGUGAACACUUGGACUCAGCGAUCUGCUACCUUUAAAGAAGUCAUCCAUACAAUUCAGAAAGAGGACGUGUGUGGCAACCUCACUCUACAGCAUCAUAUGCUCGAACCCGUGCAGAGGAUUCCGCGCUAUGAACUGCUGCUCAAAGAUUACUUGAAAAAACUGCCGGAAGACUCUCCAGAUAGGAAGGAUUCAGAAAAAUCCCUGGAGCUCAUUUCUACUGCAGCAAAUCACUCAAACGCAGCCAUUCGAAAGAUGGAAAAGAUGAACAAACUGCUAGAGGUAUAUGAACGUCUUGGAGGAGAAGAAGAUAUAGUAAAUCCAGCUAACGAACUAAUUAAGGAAGGACAUAUACAGAAAUUAUCUGCAAAGAAUGGUACAACUCAAGACAGGUAUUUAUAUUUGUUUAACAGCAUGUUGCUAUAUUGUGUACCUAAACUGAGACUUAUGGGCCAGAAGUUCAGCGUUCGUGAAAAGAUUGACAUAGCAGGAAUUCAGGUCCAAGAUAUAGUCAAGCCAAACACAUCUCGCACAUUUUUGAUAACAGGGAAAACAAGAUCACUGGAACUGCAAGCCAGGACGGAAGAAGAAAAGAAAGACUGGAUUCAGGUUAUUCAAGCCACAUUUGAAAAGCACAAGCAGAACAGUGAAACAUUUAAAGCGUUUAAUAGCUCAUUUUCUCGAGAAGAUGAACAUUGUCCAGACUCACCUCUUGCGACACCAAGCUCAUUUGAGUCAACCCCAGGAUCGGAUAGCUGCAGUUCCCCUGGAGGAGCAGAUACAUCCAGGAAAUCUUCUAAAAUUAAACGUGACAAGGAAAAGCAGAGCUGCAAGUGGUGCGGGGAAAGCUUUAACUCGAUCACAAAAAGGCGACACCAUUGCAAACAAUGUGGGGCUGUUAUUUGUGCAAAGUGUUCCGAGUUUAAGCUUCUGGUAGAAAAUGGUCGCCUUAAUCGUGUUUGUAAAGACUGUUUCCAGUUGAGUUGCACGGGUCCCUGCAGUGCAGGAGGAAUAGAGCUGGCUGGGACAGAACCAAAGAAGAAAGUCACAGCAGAGAAGCAGAAUUCUUUGACGCCGGAGAACAGUGUGUUUAGUAGCAGCCUUCUGUUUCUAGAGAAGGGCAAGGCGUGGCACAAACUGUGGGUUUCCAUACCUAAGAAUGAGCCCCUUGUCAUGCAGCUUCAUGGAUGCAGUCAGGAUUCUCGGACACCACGUACCAUUCCGUUGCCAGGAUAUGAAGUAAGUUUCCCAAGUUCCAGUGACAAGGUGGACUUAAAACAUGUAUUUAAACUCUCGCAAUCACAGCAUACUAUAUUUUUUGGUGCAGAGGAUGAAGAUUUACUAAUGAAAUGGAUGGAUAUUCUCUACAGAGUAUCUAAAGGAGAUACUUCCGAUUUAGCAGAAACAUUUGAAAAUCCUUAGAAAUCUGAGAAUCUUCCCUGCUUUUUGAUUACAGACUAUCAACAUUCACUUGAACCUUUUGAAUUGCGACACGUUGACAUCGCUAUAUCUUGCUGUACAUUGCUUUGUCUGAGUAUCUUUUCAGUCAUUAUUUGUUCAUUGCCAUAUACAUGCUAAGUACUAUGUGCACAGAAACUUACAGUCUUGUCUCUGAGAGAAGGAACAAAAAACUUUUUUUAUGAUAACAAUUCAGAUAUUACAUAUGACGACAUAAUGUUUCUAAGUCUUCUGUUAUAUAUAUAUAUAUAUAAAUGUGUGUAUUUAAAAAAAAUCCAACCUCAAAAGUUGUUUAGUGCAGAUUGUAUAUGUGGUUCGUAAAAUAAAUGCUGCCUUAUAACCUUUUUUGGAGCCCCUGAAAAUGUUAUUCAGUUUUAAUCAAGGCCCUAUUUAAGGUUGGAACUAAACUUGUGGCUGGCCACUGAUAUUUUUUUUUUUUUUGGUUGUCUUUGAAAAUUUGACAUUCUGUGGUAUUUAUAUUCAGUAUCACUCUCCUGAAAAAAAUGUACCAUGAAAGAUAAUAGAACAAAAAAUAUAUAAUUGUAUUAGUGGUGUUUUCAUUGUAAGCAUUAACUGUAUUUUUUCCAUAAGCCACAAAAACCUAAAGAAUACUUUAGUCAAGCACCUUUCGCAUGUUUAAUGAACGUAGACCGGUUUAUAACGUAAGCAUUAAACAACAUUUUUUUAGCACUGAUGGGAACAUUUUUUUAAUUGUUGUUUUGUUUGUUUGUUAAACCCAAUGUACUUGGCGAUUUUAUUUAUGAUUUGUAAAUAAUGUUAUAUAAAUAUUUUGGAAAUGUUUAAAAAAAACACAAAAGCAGCUAAUAAAUUGUUUAGCACAAAGCGACAGCCGUUAUGGAUGAAUUUGUGUAAUUUCUGGUCGAUGUGGUAUAAAAUUGUAUCCUAUUGCCAUUCAGUCUUAUUAAACAAUACUGUCUGUUUACUGGAUAAAACACAUUUACUGUCCAUUUAAAGAUAAUAAAAAUUUCAGAUUGUUUGGCUUCUGUUA
Bombina bombina (fire-bellied toad) is the source of this 3903-nucleotide messenger RNA. RefSeq names its product FYVE, RhoGEF and PH domain containing 3 (gene FGD3). Gene Ontology annotation, biological process: filopodium assembly; cytoskeleton organization. The record is from RefSeq and is a predicted model, not a curated record. Gene Ontology annotation, molecular function: metal ion binding; guanyl-nucleotide exchange factor activity. The transcript is spliced from 19 exons. Gene Ontology annotation, cellular component: cytoplasm. Lineage: Eukaryota; Metazoa; Chordata; Amphibia; Anura; Bombinatoridae. Bases 129 to 2858 code for a protein of 909 amino acids.